This is a messenger RNA of Asterias rubens (European starfish), 4004 nucleotides long. RefSeq names its product trafficking protein particle complex subunit 9-like. Bases 212 to 3910 code for a protein of 1232 amino acids. Gene Ontology annotation, cellular component: trans-Golgi network. The record is from RefSeq and is a predicted model, not a curated record. The transcript is spliced from 26 exons. NCBI's taxonomy places the organism in Eukaryota, Metazoa, Echinodermata, Asteroidea, Forcipulatida, Asteriidae.
CAGAAAUUAGGGACUAAAUCUGCACUAAAAUAAUUGGCUGUUUUUGGACUCCUAAGAAUGUAGGCGUUCCCUUUAAUCCCAGAACAUCUGCAGUUAGAUCACAGAAUGUCUGCAACUACAUAUUCUACUCGUGAUAUCCAUGUGUGAGAAACUUUGAGCCACAGAACUCCGGACGGCUAGCCAGUGCAGUUUAGCUCUAGAUAAACUCUUCAUGGCUGCUGUUAACCAGUCCCAAAAUAAAAGGACUCCUGGUAUAAUAAAAGGAAUAUCCAGUAAAGCCAUGAGUAUCGCCGACUACAACCAGAGGGCUGAGGACCACCAAUGCCUGCUGGUACUCGUCAAGCCGAUCAUCCAACUCAAGACAAAGUUAUACUCGCGCAUCAUCGACCGCGCAACGAGUGUGACGUACAUCCAGCUACCGGACUCCAAGCGAAGUCUGUGGCUCAGAUACAAGCAACACAUGCACCUGGAGAAUAAUGAUUGGGGAGAGUUUCAGGCCCAUAGGAGAGUGGCAGGGGUCAUCUGCCUCGGCAAGGCAUCAUGCGACAUUGAGCUCGCCACCAUAUAUUCCAACUUUGAAACCCUUAAACAGACGUACCGCUACACGCUCUUUGACGCUCGCUGCUUCCUUUUCGGGAUGACCCAAGCAGACGCGGAGAAGACCGCCUCUGGUAGCCGGCCCGACGUCAUCUACUACUCGGGGUUCGACAACUGCGAGCAGUUGGAGGAUCAUGUGAAGGACUUUGCUUCAUCGCUGUUCUGGGUGCUGGAAUCUAAGAGGCUCGAUCGGAAAAACGACAAGAGCGACAAGUUGCCGUUACUGAUGGCACCCUUUGAGAGGAAAGACAUGGUUGGAAUCGAUACAGAAACACGAACUUUCAAACGUAAAGUCCAGGGAAGAAUGCGCAAACACUUGGCUGACCUGCACCUCUUGGCUGGGCUGACCCAGGAGGCCUACGGUCACUACCAGUCGGCGCUGGAAAUAUUACGAGGCGCAAAUGACUGGCUGUGGAUGGGAGCAUGUUGGGAGGGUAUGUGUGCUGCAUCUAUCAUUCAAAUGUACCCGCCCAAACCUAAGAGUGGCAUCCCCCGGAAUGCUUCGUUCAGCGGUGGCAACGCCCUCAUUGGUGGAGAGAGGAAACACAGAUCAGACUCCUUUGAUGUUGCCAACGGUCUCCCUGACUUUGUCUCGGAGGAGCGACCCCGGAAUUGCCUGUCCUCAGAUGACAUCAUCGAUAAAUACAAAGAGGCCAUCAGUCACUACAGUAAGUACACCAAUGCGGGUAUUGUGGAGAUGGAAGCUUGCAUCAAGGCAACUCAGGUGCUCGUCCAACAAAAGGCUUGUUACUGCAAUCACAAGAAAACUCUGGAGGCUGCAGAAUUUCUUCAAAACGUGAUCUACAUCAACGUGAAUCUGAGCGAUCAGGAGAAAGUGGAACGCUACAGCGCCCUCUCUAGGUUGUUUUCACUCAUCGGCUUCCACCGCAAGGCUGCCUUCUUCAAGAGGGUAGCAGCUAUGCAGUGUGUCACCCCACAGAACCAACACCCUGCGUGGACAAUGUGCAACCAGUUACUGAUGGAGGCAUUGAAUGGUUACAAGCUGACCCUUGACCCUAGGGAUUAUCCUACAGAUCGUCCGUGUGGAUGGCCGAUUCUACAGACAAGAAUACUACAUGAGUUAGUUUUCUCCGCAAGGAGGAUGGGAGAGUACGGACUGGCUAUAAGGGUUUUAUCUUUCAUGAUGCACGUUCUGCAUGACAUGCUGUCCGGCCCUGAGAAGAGAGAGAUAGCCAUCUCACUGGGUACACUGACCACCAAGGUGGCCGGUGUGCCGCACCCCAUAGCCAGAGACAAUGGUGCCAUCAUCCCUGCUGUUCCAUUCACAAGAUUCCCAACAGUAAAAGCCUUCAAGCUGAUAGCGUUGUCACGGCAACUGAUGCCGCUUAUUCACAAAUCCAGUCUUAGCACAAGUCCGUCGAGUGAAUCGCUCGGUCCGUUCAUCUACUCACCGAUACAGAACCGCAUUGGCAAAGAGAAGAAACUCAAGCCAAGAGUUGAUUUCAAGUGGGUGGCAGAAGACGUUUGUGAGAUGUCUCUCAGCUUUUACAACCCUUUACAGUUUGAACUCAGAGUCUCAAACUUGGGCUUUCUAACUGAAGGGUUGAACUUUGACCCCAUCCCAGCCACAGUGACCUUACCAGCAGAGUCUGGUCCCCACAGUGUCUCCAUUAUGGGAACACCCAAGGGGACGGGGGUCCUGACUAUAGUAGGUUACACCACAAACGUCCUUGGAGUGGAAAGCCACUGCCGCUUCAAACACAUCAAAACAAUCCCGCAGAACUUCUACGAGGUGGAAGUGGUCCCCGCCCUACCCCUCCUAAGGGUGAAGACCUCCCUCCCGCAGGCUGUGAGUACCCUCAGCUUGGACCCCUCGGACAGUAAGACCAACACCAGCGCAGCUCUUAGUUUAUAUACAGGUGAAAGUUUUGAAUGUGCUGUGACGUUAACAAAUGGCGGGAAAAUUCCUGUUGAAUCACUCUCAUUAAAACUGACAUCAGAAUCAGGUGUGCUAACGGAUAAAGUGUUCAGUUGGAGUGAAGAGAACAUUCAGACACAGCUCCCUCUACAGCCAGGAAGCCAAAUGAUGUUCACUCUCUACAUCAAGGCAAUAGGGACAUUCAUUAACAAACAGAAAAACAACCUCAACGACAUUCCAGUCACACCCACCCCAAGCAGAGCGAUGGAUUACAGUACUCCUAAAAGUACACCCAAACGGUCAGCAUCCUCUUCCUUUCUAGAGACAUGUAAAACAGACAGCGGGGAGGCGGUGGAACUAGACAGUUUACAAAGGACGAUUGAAGCCAUGUUGAAGUUAUCGUACUCUGGUGGUCCAGGCAUGGAGGAAGACUACCAUAGAGAAGCCAGUAUCUUGCUAAGGAUUGGUAUUAAACCAUCCAUUAUAUUCACCCAGUGGAGUGCUAUACCUGCCACUGAUCCCAAGGAGUUCCACCUGGUGCUUGAUACGUUGAAUGCAACGAGUCAGGAAUUAGCAGUGCAAUAUGGAGACCAGACCUCGCUAAUACUCGGCAGUCAACAGAGCAAACGGUUAGCAGUGAUGGUGAACCGUUACACCGUCGCCCAACCCCGGCCACCCACGCAGAGCAGUUCUAUAGACAGCACCAUGCAAGGCAUCAACCUCUACAACAGCAACAGCAACAUCGGCAAUCCGACGUGGAGGAACGGUGAGGUGCACUCCUCGCAUAGCAGCGAUCUCCUCAGCGUGGGUCUCCAGCCCGUCAGUGGAAGGAGUCUGGAGAUACUGUAUGCAGAGCAACUUGCCACCAUGGUUGACAUCAGAUGGACCUGCCCAGCGUUGAAGAAGUCGGGCGUAGCAAUGUUGGACCAUCUGGAGCUGACGUCGGCCAUGUUGGAUCACAUUAAGAUCUGCCCUAUCCAGUGGGAGGUGCAGCUGAACGAGAGAUCGAUACACAAUGAUGGACCGGCCACAUUCCCUGUUGGAGAGCCACUCUGCAUCCAGGUAUCGGUCACCAAUCUCAUGGAUGAAACUCUUGGUAGAAUACAGUUGUUAGUAGAGCCGUACAUCGACCAUCAAAAUGGAAAUCGCGAUAUCAACCCCAUGGAUAAAGUGGUCUGUUCCGGUAGCUGCAGUAUUAACAGUGACAAGCUGGAAGCUGAGCAGUGUCUUCAGCACACGUCUACGUUUAUCUUCCUCUACCCCGGCCUAGUCAAGUUCAACAUCACCUGCACAGAAAUGGAACCUUCCCAGCUAGAUCAUGUAGAUCAGGGUCCAGCUAUAGGACCCAUUGUCAUCCAGGAAGAUAACAUUUUCACCAAGAGGGUAGGCCAGUCGUGGAAGUACCGUCCAGCCCUGGAGGUGAUGAUCACAUAAUCUGAAAUAUCUGGAUUGAGUUUUAAAGGCAGUGGACACUAUUGGUAGUUACUCAAAAUAAUUCUAAUCAUAAAACCUUACUUGGUAAUGAGCA